This is a messenger RNA of Pollicipes pollicipes, 608 nucleotides long. RefSeq names its product Krueppel homolog 2-like. The record is from RefSeq and is a predicted model, not a curated record. Gene Ontology annotation, biological process: membrane organization; endoplasmic reticulum tubular network organization. NCBI's taxonomy places the organism in Eukaryota, Metazoa, Arthropoda, Thecostraca, Pollicipedomorpha, Pollicipedidae. Gene Ontology annotation, cellular component: membrane; endoplasmic reticulum.
ACACAUCGGUCGUCUGCCAGCCAGAAUGGACGCAACUGCUGAGGACAGCUCGGAGGGCGCACGGCCAAGCGACCAGCCCGGUGGCCGACCAGCUGGCAUAGAAGGCGUCCGUGAGCACAUUGUCCAGAACAUGUCGUUCGCCCUGUUCUGCACCCGCCUUGCGCAGGUGCUCUUCGCCAUCGGCUACCUGCUGCCCAUCUUCGGGUCAGCGGCAAACGCCUACAGCAAGGCGCUGGUGGCCACCGUGGCUACGUCAGCUCUGCGGCUGCACCAGCGCGUGCCUCAGCUGCAAAUGAGCCGCCAGUUCCUCGCCACGCUGAUGGCCGAGGACGCCUGCCACUAUCUGCUCUUCGCGCUGGUGUUCCUGUAUGGCGCGCCCAUGACCAUGGUGCUGGUGCCGCCCACACUGUUCGCGGUGCUGCACUCGGCCAGCUACGGCUUGCGUCUCCUGGAUCUGGCCGGCCAGAACAACUCGCUCGGGGCGCGCUACCUGAUCUCGCUGGUGGAGCUGCAGUCGCAGAACAUCCUGCGCGCCGUGGCACUCUCCGAGAUCGUCCUCAUGCCGUACACCGUCUUCAUGCUGUUCACGUGAGCACCGGAGCUUGGCC